Penicillium daleae is the source of this 306-nucleotide messenger RNA. RefSeq lists its product as uncharacterized. The coding region runs from base 1 to 306 and encodes 101 amino acids. The transcript is spliced from 2 exons. Lineage: Eukaryota; Fungi; Ascomycota; Eurotiomycetes; Eurotiales; Aspergillaceae. The record is from RefSeq and is a predicted model, not a curated record.
AUGACCUCUUUAGGCGAGCAAUUGUCUAGCCUUGAUGCUGAAAACGAUCGUCUGAUCAAUGAAAGAAGGGAGCAAGACGCUGAGCUGCGAUGGGAACCAUGUCAAACGGGACCUACUUGGGUAACCGAGAAUAAGGGCCAUAAGCUAAGCGUUGCCGAAAUCGAGUACGUCCAGGACCUCCCUGAGUAUCCAAAUACCAGCGAAGGCGGGUACGGCUAUGUUGUCCCGGCAGCUGGUCGUUCAGCGGAGCAGAUUCGUGCCUUAGUGGAAUCUACUAUACGGAUAUCCCAGGUAUCUGCCAGAUAG